AUGAACAUGAUUGCAAUUGUUUCCAUCGAUGAAACGAACGCUCACCGACGCCGACGACUAUCGAAGGAAAGGACGAGCGAAAAGUUCAAGAGACAGCUCACUUUCUUCUUCCGUUCACGAGACGCACCGUCGAUGGGGUCAGGAAAGAGAGCCCACACUCAGAGAAAAGCGGGGAAACCGCAAACUCAGAUGCGGCCACGAAAUACGAGGUCGAAGGGCAGGCUCUUGUCUGAUCCCGCCGAAAACACGCAACUUCUCACGGAGCAACUUCGCUCCCUUGGGCUUUAUGCUGCCCCCACAUUGGGCGACGGAAACUGCUUGUUUCGAGCCCUCUCAGAUCAACUGUAUGGCUCGCCCUCACGCCAUGCCCAGUUACGCCAGGAUAUCUGUGACUGGAUAGAGGGGCACAAGACCCGCUAUGAACCGUUCGUCGACGACGAGCGGGGUUUGGACGUGCAUCUGCAGUGCAUGCGCCAAAAUGCCACAUAUGGCGGGCAUCUUGAACUUUCUGCCUUUGCACAUAUGACAAGACGGAACGUCAAAGUCAUCCAGCCUGGCUUGGUCUACGUCAUUGAAUGGUCCGCCGGCUGGGACCCAGAGGACGACGAGGCUGGGGAUAGGCGGCGAUUGCGCAGUGAUAAGAAGCGGGGAAAGACUCCUCUCGGGGACAACAAUUCCGACGAGGAGGUCGACUUCCCAACCACAGUUUACGUUGCGUAUCACGAUUGGGAGCACUUCUCAUCGAUUCGAAACCUGAGAGGCCCUCAUGCCGGACUACCGUACAUCCAGGAGCUACCGGCUGAUGGGUCCCCGUCAACAUCACAUCAGAAGGCCGCACCUCCCGCUCCACCUUCGUCCAACGGCAAACACGUCCCCAAAGUCAAACUUAAGGUUUCUAAAUCUGCCUCAUCGAUGACAAUUGAUGUCCAUCCUCCGACACCGCCCAAUAUGGCUGUGCCAGAACAGGUACCCCUCCCAAUUUCCCGCUCGUGCUCCGGGUCCCCUUCUCGUUCGCCCACACCCCCUCCUUCACUCCCAACUUCUCUUUCUCACGACUCGCUCCGAGUGCACCGAUCUCCGAAGCGCUCGUUUGAUGAAUCAUCCGCCGGUUCUGGAUCUAGUUCUGAGGGCGUUGCUCGACGAACCCGAUCUCGCUUAGCAGCCGUCAGUUAUUCUCUUCCCAGUUCCACCACCGACCAAAUGAAUACCGAUGAUCCAGAAGAUGUAGAUACGCCAGAUUUAUCUGCACCUGGAUCAUCAUCAUCCUCUUCACCGCCCGACUCCGUUGCUUCGUCCUCUGCAUCCUCUCCGCCGCCCACUCAUGAUCCUCAAACUGCCGUCCUUCCUGAGGAGCCUGUAAUCUCGCGGCCGUUGACUCGACGCCAGCGCAAGGCCCUCGGUCUCCCAAAGCCUCGAGCAGCGCUCGGCAACUCUACUAGGGGUGCUGGCAAAAUAGUCAUUCCCGGAGGGCGCUUCAAGGGACCCGCAUCAAAGAAGACGGUGCGAGUGAAGAACGAGGACCACGACGAUGGCGAGGACGCUGAUGACGACGAAGAGGCGGAAUGGAAGAGUAAUGGCACAGGCAGAGUGGACGUUCGAGGGUUUAGGGAGUUGAAGAUAUAA
This is a messenger RNA of Pleurotus ostreatus (oyster mushroom), 1623 nucleotides long. RefSeq lists its product as uncharacterized. Gene Ontology annotation, biological process: protein deubiquitination. The transcript is spliced from 6 exons. The coding region runs from base 1 to 1623 and encodes 540 amino acids. The record is from RefSeq and is a predicted model, not a curated record. Gene Ontology annotation, molecular function: cysteine-type deubiquitinase activity. NCBI's taxonomy places the organism in Eukaryota, Fungi, Basidiomycota, Agaricomycetes, Agaricales, Pleurotaceae.